This is a messenger RNA of Acanthaster planci (crown-of-thorns starfish), 1092 nucleotides long. Its product is annotated as pancreatic lipase-related protein 2-like. Lineage: Eukaryota; Metazoa; Echinodermata; Asteroidea; Valvatida; Acanthasteridae. Gene Ontology annotation, molecular function: lipase activity. The record is from RefSeq and is a predicted model, not a curated record. Gene Ontology annotation, biological process: lipid catabolic process.
AUGGGUAUCGUAGCCAACGUUUUGGUUUUGGCACUAGGUCUCCUUGUUGCCGCUGCCAACGAAGCAGUGUCUCCCAAUUAUGUGUGCACGGACAGCUUUUCCCCCGUUACCUACCCGGAGGUAGGAACCUUCACAGCUGACCUACCGUGUCAUCGUAGGGGAUUCCCACCACAGCAUCCUAACAAAAUGGGUACCACGUUUCGCCUGUACACCCGCAAGAACCCGUCAUCACCGACGGUGAUAUCGACGUCAUCGUUGGGGUAUCCCUUCUCUGCCUCCAAUCCCACCAAGUUCAUUAUUCACGGCUUCACUAGCAAUGGGGAGACGAGCUGGUUGCUGAAAAUGAAAGAUGAACUUCUUAUAAAGUGUCAACAAACCAUGGGCGUUUAUUCAUUUCAGGGUGACUUCAACGUUAUUGGCGUAGAUUGGAAGAAGGGAGCUAGUCCUGGUCUUCUUCCCGAUUACUGCCAGGCACGGCAGAACACUCGCGUGGUGGCCCGCCAAAUCCGCAAUCUCAUCAAGAAGAUGCAGUCCUCGUUUUGGGCCUUUGACCUCGAUGACGUGCACAUUAUCGGACACAGUCUGGGAGGUCAGACGGCCGGGUAUGUUGGCGAAGAGUUUGGUGGUAAAAUCGGACGCAUCUCUGGUAUAGAUCCCGCAGAACCUGACUUCCAAGGCGAUCAGACAGGCUGCCGGCUUGACCCAAAAGAUGCCAAAUUCGUUGACGCCAACCACUGCUCAAUGUUAGGCAUAUUCCAGCCGGUGGGUCAUGUAGACAUCUAUCCAAACUAUGGCACCCACAUGCCCGGAUGUGUCAGCUGGCCAGACCUGCUGGAGGGUCAGUGCGGCCAUGGCAAGGCCAUUGAUUACUUUAUAGACAGCAUCAACAAUAACUGCGGCGCCUCGGCUUACCCCUGCACCUGGCAGACUGGUCAAGGACAGGGCUGCAAAUACAGUGGUCAGAGUGGCGUCAGUGGUGUCAAAUUUGGCUACCAAGCCAACCAGACACCGUCGAGAGAAUGGUCGCUGACAAUAGCCGAGCUGAAGGCGGGGGACAUCAGCAACGACUAUAAUCCCGAGCUGGUUAUUUAA